ACUCCGGGGCUCGGCGCGGUCGGAGCGGAGCCGGCAGCAGGGAUCCGGGCGCGGAUCCUUCCCCCGCUCCCCUCCCCUCCGGGCCAUGCUUUAACGGGGCCGGUACCGGGGUGAGGGGGUCCAGACAACCCCCAACCCCCACCCCAGCCCCCGCCCCCUCCCCCCCCCCAAAAAGAAACCCUCAACCCCCCAACCCCCCCCCCCCAAACUUCCAGCUCCCGGUGCCCGGAGCGCGGUCGGGACGGGAGCUAUGCGGAUCCUGCUCCUCUGCCUGCUGACUCUCGCUGAUAGCCGCGGGCAAGUGGCACAGACUCGGUUCGUGGAGGAGCCUGAGGACCAGACGGUGGUGGCAGGGCAGAGGAUUGUCCUCUCCUGCGUGGUGCUCAACUACUCUGGCAUCGUGCAGUGGACCAAAGAUGGCCUGGCCCUGGGCAUGGGGCAGGGGCUCAAAGCCUGGCCGCGGUACCGCAUCGUGGGCACGGCAGACUCGGGGCAGUACAACCUGGAGAUCAGCGAGGCAGAGCUCUCCGACGAUGCCACCUACGAGUGCCAGGCCACCGAGGCCGCGCUGCGCUCGCGCCGUGCCAAGCUCACCGUGCUCAUCCCCCCUGAGGACCCAACCAUCGACGGUGCCCCUGAGAUCCUGCUGCGUGCGGGCACCCCCUACAACCUGACCUGCCGGGCACGCAGUGCCAAGCCUGCUGCCACUAUCGUCUGGUACCGCGAUGGGCUGCAGCAGGACGGGGCCAUCACCACCACGGAGGUGCUGGCAGAUGGCAAGAGGGAGACGACCACCAGCCAGCUGGCAAUCAACCCGAGCGACCUGGACAUCGGCAGGGUCUUCUCCUGCCGCAGCACCAACGAUGCCAUCCCGGCGGGCAAGGAGACCUUCGUCAAGCUCAAUGUCCACCACCCCCCGACUGUCACCUUGUCCAUCCAGCCCCAGACGGUGCAGGAGGGUGAGAGAGUUGUGUUCACCUGCAUGGCCACUGCCAACCCCGAGAUCAAAGGCUACAGGUGGGCCAAGGGAGGGGUGAUCAUCGAGGAGGCCACGGAGGACAGGUACGACACGCAGGUGGACUACACCUUCUUCACCGAGCCUGUGUCCUGCGAGGUGCACAACGACAUCGGCAGCACCAACGUCAGCACCUUGGUGGAUGUGCACUUUGCCCCUCGGAUCGUGGUGGACCCCAAGCCUACUGUCACUGACAUCGGCUCCGACGUGACCCUGACCUGUGUCUGGUCAGGCAACCCCCCCCUGACCCUCACCUGGACCAAAAAGGAGUCCAACAUGGUGCUGAGCAACAGCAAUCAGCUGUACCUGAAGUCGGUGACGCAGGCGGACGCGGGGCAGUACAUCUGCAAGGCCAUCGUGCCCCGCAUCGGCGUGGGCGAGAGGGAGGUCUCCCUCUUCGUCAACGGCCCCCCCAUCAUCUCCAGCCAGCCUGUGCAGUAUGCAGCCCGUGGGGACCGCGGCAAGGUCGAGUGCUUCAUCGGCAGCACUCCCCCCCCGGACCGCAUCGCCUGGGCCUGGCAGGAGAACAUCCUGGAGGCAGGGACGCUGGAGCGGUACACGGUGGAGAGGGCAAACACUGGCACCGGAGUCCUCUCCACCCUCACCAUCAACAACGUCGUGGAGGCAGACUUCCAGAGCCGCUACAACUGCACCGCCUGGAACAGCUUCGGGCCUGGCACUGCCAUCAUCCAGCUGGAGGAGAGGGAGGUCCUGCCCGUUGGCAUCAUCGCCGGUGCCACCAUCGGUGCCAGCAUCCUCCUCAUCAGCUUCCUCGUGGCUCUCGCUUGCUUCCUCUACCGGCGCCGCAAAGGAAGCCGCAAGGACGUUACCCUGCGCAAGUUGGACAUCAAGGUGGAGACAGUGAACAGGGAGCCGCUGGCACUGCACCCCGACCGCGAGGAGGACACUGCCAGCGUCUCCACUGCCACCCGGGUGAUGAAGGCCAUCUACUCGUCGUUCAAGGAGGAUGUGGAGCUGAAGCAGGACCUGCGCUGCGACACCAUCGACACCCGCGAGGAGUACGAGCUGAAGGACCCCACCAACGGCUACUACAACGUCCGUGCCCAGGAGGAGCCUCGCCCCUCCUCCCGCUCCGUGCUCUACGCCGACUACCGUGCCCCUGGCACUGCCCGCUUCGAGCCUCGCCCCCCCUCGCGGCUCUCCCACUCCAGCGCCUAUGCCCAGCUCAGCUCCUAUGCCCGCCCGGGGGCACCUGAGUACCCCCCGGAGCCUGCCCCUGCGCCCGGCCCCGCGCCCACCGCCGGGGACAGCUCCGGGCAGCUGCCCUACGAGAACUACGGCGGGCACGGAGCCUUCCCGCCCGGCCCCGCCUAUGCCACCUACCGCCUGGGCUAUGGGCAGGGCCUGGAGCGGGCACCCUACGAGGCCUACGAUGCCAUGGGCAAGUACCCCAGUGCCAGCCGCUUCUCCUACACCUCCCAGCACUCGGACUAUGGGCAGCGCUUCCAGCAGAGGAUGCAGACUCACGUCUGAGCCCGCCCGGGGGGCACCCCGCAAGGAGGAGGUGGCAGGGGGUGGGCACGGGCACGGGCACGGGCAUGGGCACGCACACGCGGGCAGAGGUGGUGGUGGGAGGGGUCCCAACAGGUACCUCACGACUGCCCCCCUGAUAUUCAGGGGUUCAUCCUGACCCUCUCCUUGCCCUGCUUCCCCUCUGGUGCUGUGCCCGCUGCUGCCACCUCUGCCACCUCCCUGGGCUGAGGGGGCACUGCCAACCGCUGCCCCCCACCCAGAGACUCUCUUGGAGCUUCCACAGGUUCAGUUCCUCCUCUUUGGUACCCUCUUGGGGGAGGGAGGGGAGGGGGAGGUUUUGGGGAGGGCACCUCCCACCUCCCUCCGUGCCCACCCUGCUGCCCCCUGCCCCGUGCCAGCCUCAGUGGGUGCCAGCAGGGUUGGUUCUGCAGCUGGCGCCGAGCCACAGCCCCCCGGGCCCCUGCCGAGCUCUGCGGGGCUGGAUCCCUCCUGGCACGGACCAGAUCCCUCCUGACCACGGACCAGAUCCCUCCUGACCAUGGACCAGAUCCCUCCUGGCACAGACCAGAUCCCUCCUGACCACGGACCAGAUCCCUCCUGACCAUGGACCAGAUCCCUCCUGGCACAGACCAGAUCCCUCCUGACCAUGGACCAGAUCCCUCCUGACCAUGGACCAGAUCCCUCCUGGCACAGACCAGAUCUCUUACAACCAUGGACCAGAUCCCUCCCUGGAGGUGGAUCCCUCCUGACCAUGGACCUGAUCUCUUCUGACUAUGGACCAGAUCCUUCCCUGGAGGUGGAUCCCUCCUGACCACAGACCAGAUCCCUCCUGACCACAGACCAGAUCCCUUCUGACUAUGGACCAGAUCUCUACCAACCACAGACCAGAUCCCUCCCUGGAGCUGGAUCCCUCUGGACCAUGGACCAGAUCCCUUCUGACCACAGACCAGAUCCCUCCCCGGGGCUGGAUCCCUUCCUGGGAAGCUUUCCCCCCCCCCAGGCCUCCUCCUGCCUCCCCCUGCCCCAUUUCUGCCCCUCCCCACUCCCUGUGCCUUGAUUUUGGGGUCCUCUCCCCCCACCCUUGGAGCCAGAGGGGGGGGGGGGAUGGUGCCCUGGGGGGGGUCCCCUCCAUACACACAGCCCCAUCUGUGGGGGGGGCCUGGGUGCGUGUGGGGGGGUCCCCACUCAGCUGGUAUCACCCUGAGCCCCCCCAGCAGCACCCCAAAGGACCCCAGGCACCAGCAUGGGGAUUUUGGGGGGGGUCCCCCAUGAAUGUAUAGGAAGGACUCCCCCAGACACAGCUCCAGGGGCCUGGGGGGGGCACUGGGCGGGGGGGGGGAGGGGUCCACAACUUGGAGACCCCAAAAUUGCUGCCUGUGGUAAUGGCGGGGGGGGGUCCCCAAUGCUUGACUGUGGUAAUGGGGGGGGGUCCCCAAUGCUUGACUAUGG
Messenger RNA from Pogoniulus pusillus (Red-fronted tinkerbird), 3958 nucleotides. It is a transcript of the gene KIRREL1, whose product is annotated as kirre like nephrin family adhesion molecule 1. Gene Ontology annotation, molecular function: cell adhesion molecule binding. The transcript has 15 exons. Gene Ontology annotation, cellular component: cell-cell junction; plasma membrane. Bases 251 to 2509 code for a protein of 752 amino acids. Gene Ontology annotation, biological process: cell-cell adhesion. Lineage: Eukaryota; Metazoa; Chordata; Aves; Piciformes; Lybiidae. The record is from RefSeq and is a predicted model, not a curated record.